Alternaria alternata is the source of this 836-nucleotide messenger RNA. RefSeq lists its product as hypothetical. Bases 173 to 694 code for a protein of 173 amino acids. NCBI's taxonomy places the organism in Eukaryota, Fungi, Ascomycota, Dothideomycetes, Pleosporales, Pleosporaceae. The transcript has a single exon. The record is from RefSeq and is a predicted model, not a curated record.
UCCAAUAUGCCCUAAGAUCAUGACACCUAACUCCGACCGCAUGAAGUAGUACCUUCAUUGGAUUGAAGGAUUUCGGCUAGAGGCUUGGACCACAGACACCGCCAUACGAUCCGUCGUAAAUACCUUAUCUCUAGUAGGGUUGUGUUGAGGCCCAGAGAAGUCUUGAAGGAACAUGCGGGGUUCGUACGCCCGGGCGGCAAUGCAGUCAGAUACUAACACAUGUUACCACGGGCGUAGAAUAGAACCAAUGACUGAAGACGAUAUCGCUGAUGCAUUGCGCAAUUCUUCGGGGCAUUCAGCGGGCGUUGUGGGUGAUGCUUCAUGUGAGCACAGCUGUGUGUACGAAGAUGGAUCGCCUGGAGCGCCGACGGCCUUCGGAAUUUCAAUAAACUGUCGCAAACACACAUUCUUUGAAUCACGGAUACACAUGCCUACACGACGUCGACAUGUUAUCUCAGCGUCUCGAUACGUGCGCCUUGCAACAGGCUUCGCCGAGACCAGGCUGUCCGUCAAUCUCAAUAUCGUGUGUGAUGUAACAAACCCAGAUACAGCGCAUCUUGCCCAUAAGGUAACCUACACUUCCAGAACAUGUUGCAUUAUAUCGUGUAAAGAGAGCAUCUCUACGAUCUCGGAAAAGGUAUAUCGCUAUAUCCUGUGCACACUGAAGGUUCUGCGAACAGAGCAGAACCAUUGACUCGUUGUGCGCGUGUCGAAGUAUUGGAGCAUACCCUGUCAGGUCGCUUGGGACCACCGAUCGGGGGCAACGGUUGCGCGGAUUGCCCGUCAAUGUCAACAGGGGUUCAGCGGCCGCGCUAGGAUGGUCUGGUCGUUAGCGU